Molecule: messenger RNA, 2075 nt
Organism: Leptinotarsa decemlineata (Colorado potato beetle)
Lineage: Eukaryota; Metazoa; Arthropoda; Insecta; Coleoptera; Chrysomelidae
Product: DDB1- and CUL4-associated factor 8
Cellular component (GO): cytoplasm; Cul4-RING E3 ubiquitin ligase complex
Molecular function (GO): protein binding
Source: RefSeq, a predicted model, not a curated record
GUCAAAAGUCAACAAAUCUAAAAACCACGGACAAUGUUCGUUCUUGCAACUUGUAAUUUACUUAGUUCCUUCCUUCCAAUUCAGUAGUAAAUGAAUUCCUGGUGAAUAAUGGAUGAAAAUAUGUCUGAUGAUGAAGGUAAAAGAGAAAAACCGUUCAACACUCCGGAUAAGAAAAAAAGAUUGAAAACCGAAGGGAACUAUGCGGAAGAAUCGUCUAGUUCAUCCAGUAAUACUACACAACAGGAAAGGGUGAACACAACCAGUUCUGGUACAGAUAGUGGUUUCAAUAGACCUACGAAUUCUAGGAAUCGCAACUAUCGAGCUCGAUUGGACAGUGAUGAACUAAUGGAAGAUAGAAGUGGUGAGGCUGAAGACUCUGGGAUGCAGGACGAGGAUUCUGAGCCACCUGAAGGAAACCUUCUCCAACUUUGUGAUGAACUUUUUCCAGAAGAUACAGACGAUUCAGAUGUAGACGAUGAGGAAUAUUCUGUGUUGGAAAAAGAAAAACCGAAACACAAUUGGUUCGUCAUACCAGAAGUGAUAAAUAGACAAAUAGGAUUCAGUGCGAAAUUACAGAGUUCUAGUUUAUUUCAAAGGCGUUGUUACGGUUCCUUAUAUAGUGUUGAAAAACUAGAACUGAUGGAUAAAUUAGAGGAGCAUGAAGGCUGUGUUAAUAGUAUAAAUUUUCACCCCGAAGGCAAAUAUUUAGCCAGCGGGUCUGAUGACCAGAAGGUCAUAAUCUGGGACUGGAAAGUGGGAAAGUACUUGUUGAAGUAUGAUUCCAAACAUAGAGUAAAUGUCUUCCAAACUAAGUUUCUGAACUUGAGUGGUGAUCUCCAUGUUGCUUCUUGCGCUCGUGAUGGCCAGGUCAGAGUUGCCAGAAUAUCUUCUGAAGGAGUAAGGGAAUAUAGGAAAUUGGGAUGCCACAAAGGGCCUUGUCAUAAAUUAGCUAUUCUACCAGAUCAACCCCAUGUUAUCCUCAGUGCUGGUGAAGAUAGUAUAGUGCUAAGUCACGAUCUUCGACAAACCAAACCAGAAAGGAUAGUCAGUGUCCAAGACGAUGAACUGGAAGUGCCAUUGUACAGUAUACAUGGCCACCCGCUGAAGACCAUGGAGUUCUGCGUCAGCGGCAGAGACGAAAUAGUGAGGACCUACGAUCGAAGGAACAGCUCCAGCCCUCUGGCCACAUACCAUCCCUUCAAGAACAGAGCGCUGCGCAAAAGGGUUUCCGAAUGCCACGUAACCUGCGCCGUGUACAAUCACGACGGAUCCGAAAUCCUCGCCUCGUACAAUGACGACGAUAUAUACUUGUUCGACGUGAACUGCGAACCGGGCGACUCCCUGCAUCAGUACCAAGGGCACAGGAACAGCGCCACCAUAAAGGGGGUGAAUUUCUUCGGACCCAGAUCAGAGUUCAUCGUCAGCGGAUCUGAUUGCGGCUUCGUCUACUUCUGGGAGAAGAAUUCCGAGUGCAUCGUCCAGUGGUUGCUCGCAGACGAUAGAGGGGUCGUGAAUUGUUUGGAACCUCAUCCACAACUACCCUUCAUUUGCACCAGCGGCCUCGAUUGGGAUAUCAAAGUUUGGGUGCCUUCUCGUGAGGAAGCUCCUGAUAUGACAAAUUUGGCUUUAACGGUCAAGGACAAUAUCAGAUCUCGUGUGAACUUGCCAACAUCCAACACGAACGAAACUCAGAUGCUCUUUAUGCUGUGGAGACAUUUGAGGCAAGUCAAUAGACCGAGGGUGAACGUCGCUGACGAGCCAAACGUUUUUUCCCGCUCCGGUGCUCCUGUCGACGACGACGAUGACGACGACAAUGAAACUUCCAGUAAUUCUGUGCUCUCGUCGGACGAUCAUUCCAACGAUGAUGAUAUCGACGACCCCACAGGUUGUGUGCCUUCUUAAUGCAGUCACCGUCUGAAUAGAAGUAUUCCAUCACAAGAUAGUUAACAGGAAGUAACUGAGAUUUACAGAGACUGGUGUGGUGUAAGGUCGUUCGAGUUGUAUUUUGCAAAAUUCUUCUGAAGCGAAACAAGUUAGAUAUUAAAGUUGUUAUCGAUAAAGCAAAAUUGUCCAAA